Molecule: messenger RNA, 1856 nt
Organism: Xyrauchen texanus (razorback sucker)
Lineage: Eukaryota; Metazoa; Chordata; Actinopteri; Cypriniformes; Catostomidae
Product: nuclear factor 7, ovary-like
Exons: 6
Coding region: 223-1584 (453 amino acids)
Molecular function (GO): zinc ion binding; protein binding
Source: RefSeq, a predicted model, not a curated record
UGUCUUAUUCUUUCUUUCUUUACUCUCGUACUGAUUAUGUUCUUUAUUCUUGGAGUGAUCAGUGCAGAACGAAGGGAAAGACUUUCUAAAAGGAUUCUUGUGAAGUUUGUUUCAGAGUCGACAGCAGAUCUUUGCUGAUUCUGAUGAUUAUUCAUUAUUGAAAGCAACAUUCAGAAAUUGAAAGUAAAGCUCAGAUCGUUGGAGCUUUUAUAAGCAGUGAAAAUGGAUUCGCUCUCUGUGGAAGAACUUUCUUGUCCCGUGUGCUUUGAAAUCUACAAGAAUCCUGUUGUUCUGUCGUGUAGUCACAGUGUGUGUAAAGAGUGUCUUCAACAGUUCUGGAAAACCAAGAGAACUCAGGAGUGUCCCGUCUGCAGGAGAAGAUCUUCAAGAGAUGAACCUCCUCGUAAUCUGGCAUUGAAGAACUUAUGUGAGAUGUUUGUGAAGGAGAGAAAUGAGGAGGAGAUCUGCAGUUUACACAGAGAGAAACUCAAACUCUUCUGUCUGGAUGAUAAACAGCUGGUGUGUUUAGUGUGCAGAGAUUCAGAGAAACACGUCAAUCAUAAAUUCAGACCCAUCAGUGAAGUUAUUCCAUCUUACAAGGAGGAACUCAAUACAGCACUGAAGUCUUUACAAGAGAAACUCAAACACACAGAAAACAUGAAAGGAGAGUUUGAUAAAUCAGUUGGACACAUCAAGACUCAAGCUGAGCACACAGAGCGUCAGAUUAAAGAGCAGUUUAAGAAGCUUCAUGAGUUUCUCCGACAUGAAGAAGAAGCUACAAUCACUGAACUGAGAGAGGAAGAGGAGCAGAAGAGUCAGAUGAUGAAGAGGAAGCUUGAGGAGAUGAACACACACAUCUCAGCUCUUUCACACACAAUCAAAGACAUGGAGGAAAUGAUGAAAGCCAAUGACGAUGUCUCAUUUCUAAAGAACUUUAAUGUGACAAUGGAAAGAGUCCAGAUCUCACAGCCGGAUCCACAGAUGACUUCUGGAGCUUUCAUUCAUGUGCCACAUUACUUGGGCAACCUGACAUUCAGAGUCUGGAAGAAGAUGCGAGACAUUGUCCACAAGACUCCUGUGAUUCUGGAUCCAAACACUGCAAAUCCAGAUAUGAUCCUGUCUGAUGAUCUGACCAGUGUGAGAUUCAGCAAGAAGAGAAAAAUAUUACCUGAUAAUCCAGAGAGAAUUAACUAUUAUCCAUGUGUUCUGGGUUCAGAGGGGUUUAACUCAGGAACACACUGCUGGGAUGUGGAGGUUAAACACAAUAUAGACUGGACUCUUGGAGUAACUACAGCAUCAAACCAGAGGAAGGGAAAUGUUUUCUUUAAAACUGAUGUCUGGGGUGUGGGGUAUAAUAUUAGAUUCUUCCCAUGGUGUUCCUCCACUGUGUUUAAAGUCAAACAGAAUCUUGAGCGUGUGAGAGUUCAUCUGGAUUAUGACGGAGGAAAAGUGUCAUUCUCUGAUCCUGUAACUAACACACAUCUACACACAUUCACACACACAUUUACACACACACUCUUGCCAUUCUUCUGUAGUUAUGAUGAUGUCACUCCUCUGAGGAUUUUACCAGUAAAAUGUUUGUAACAACAGAAAAUCUCAGUAAUAUCUGAUUCUUUAAUAUCUGUAACACAUAUAAUGAGUUCAAUAACAAUUAUUAUAAUAAUAUUCAUUUGUUGUGAAUAAAUGUAUUUUAGGGGAAUUGAACACUUUUAUUGUAAAAUGUGGAAUGAAAAUUAAAUUUGACAGUUUUUUCUCUGUAAAAAUACAUUUAUUAUUUGUUACAGUUUACUCUAUGAAUAACUUUUAUAUUUCACUUCUGUAUUUCAUUCUUAAAGUAGAACUACAUUAAAGUCUUU